Molecule: messenger RNA, 3216 nt
Organism: Drechmeria coniospora
Lineage: Eukaryota; Fungi; Ascomycota; Sordariomycetes; Hypocreales; Ophiocordycipitaceae
Exons: 2
Coding region: 1-3216 (1071 amino acids)
Biological process (GO): microtubule-based movement
Molecular function (GO): ATP binding; microtubule binding; microtubule motor activity
Source: RefSeq, a predicted model, not a curated record
AUGGUCUUGGAUCUGAUGCUCAUCAUGUCGCAGUCCGAGUACGGCCAUUUACGAUUCGAGAAGCCGCACAGCUGUACGUCCCCACCGCACCACCCUGCCGUCGUCGAUGGAACAGGAAACCUGCCAAGGGCGGGAGGACGGACGAUGCUGACGUUGCGCAGCCAAAAGACUGACGAUAGCACCAUCUUCCUCGGAGAUGGCUCCCUCGCCGGCCUGCCGACGCCAAAGCUUCACCAGCGCGGCCUCCGGAGCGUCAUCAAGGUCGUCGACGACCGCUGCCUCGUCUUCGACCCGCCCGAGGACAAUCCCGUCCAGCGAUUCUCCCGAUCCGUGAUCCCGACGUCGAGAAAGGUCAAGGACCAGGUCUUCGCCUUUGACCGCGUCUUCGACGACAACACAACCCAGACGGACGUCUACGAAGGCACGACCAAGAGCCUUCUCGACAGCGUCCUCGACGGCUACAACGCCACCGUCUUCGCCUACGGCGCCACCGGCUGCGGCAAGACGCACACCAUCACGGGCACGGCCGACCACCCCGGCAUCAUCUUCCUGACCAUGCAGGAGCUGUUCGAGAAGAUUGACGACCGAAGCCAGGAGAAGACGACGGAGCUCAGCCUGAGCUACCUCGAGAUUUACAACGAGACGAUCCGGGACCUGCUCGUGCCCGGCGGCAGCAAGUCGGGCCUCAUGCUGCGCGAGGACAGUAACCAUGCGGUGACGGUGUCGGGCCUGUCGAGCCACCACCCGAGGGACGUGCAGGAGGUCAUGGACAUGAUCGUCCAGGGAAACGAGUACCGGACCGUGUCGCCGACCGAGGCCAACGCCACCUCGUCGCGCUCCCACGCCGUCCUCCAGGUCAACAUCGCGCAGAAGGACCGCAACGCCGACGUCAGCGAGCCGCACACGAUGGCGACGCUCAGCAUCAUCGACCUCGCCGGUUCCGAGCGAGCCUCGGUGACGAAGAACCGCGGCGAGCGGCUCACCGAGGGAGCCAACAUCAACAAGUCCCUGCUCGCCCUCGGCAGCUGCAUCAACGCCCUCUGCGACCGACGGCUCAAGACGCACGUGCCCUACCGCAACAGCAAGCUCACGCGCCUGCUCAAGUUCUCGCUCGGCGGCAACUGCAAGACCGUCAUGAUCGUCUGCGUCUCGCCCUCGAGCGCCCACUUUGACGAGACGCAGAACACGCUGCGGUACGCGAACCGGGCCAAGAACAUCCAGACCAAGGUGACGCGCAACGUCUUCAACGUCAACCGCCACGUCAAGGACUUUCUCGUCAAGAUCGACGAGCAGAUGGCGCUCAUCAACGAGCUCAAGGCGCAGCAAAAGGAUGCCGAGAAGGUGCACUUUGCCAAGUUCCGCAAGCAGUGCGACAGGCGCGAGGCCGUAGUCCGCGAGGGCAUCCAGCGGCUGCGAACGGCGUACGAUAACGCCGCGGCCGAUCGACGGGAGCGCAUCGCGAGCAUGAAGAAGCUCCGGGCCAUCGAGCGACGCAUCGGCCUGCUCUCGGCCUGGAUCGCCGCCUUCGAGGCCGUCUGCGACCGGCGGGGCGACGACGCGGCGGCGGCCAUGCCCCCGACGCUGACGGCCAUCCGCAAGACGGCCCAGGGGAUCCUCGUCGAGCUCGAGAACAGCAGGCAACACAUGCACCAGCGGCUCGAGGCGCCCACCUGGGAGCGCGCCGUCGACACGGCCCUCACGCACAGCCUGAAGCAGCUCGAGGCCGCCGACGGCGCCGACGCGGCCGAGACGGCGACGCUCGACCGAGAGGCCGAGCUCCUCAAGGCCAACUUCAACCGCGAGGCCUACCGGGACGUGCUCGAGCAGGAGAAGGCGGGCGAGGCGUCGACGAUGCAGCUGCUGCUGACGGCACAGCUCGACAUGCUCUCGACGCUCGCCGACACGCUCUCCAUGGACGAGGCCAGCGCCGUCGCCCGCGCCAAGGGCAUCAUCCACUCACUGCUCCAGACGGGCUACCAGGCGGCGACGCAGAUGGUCAAGCCCGACGGCUCGUCGGCCGUCGUCGACAUGUUCCCCCCGACGCGCAAGGGGACGCCCAAGCGCAAGAAGUCGGCGCCUUCGUCGUCGCACGUCCGAUCGAACUCGCAGCCUCUGAUCGGGACGUUGGUCGACGAAGAGCAAGCGCUCGCGAGCCCCGCGAGGUCGUCGCCCAGGAGACGUAAGGUUCUCGGGCCCGCCAAGAAGGGGGUGUGCUUCUCGCCGACGAGGAAGUCAAAGGGACGCGGCGUGCGCUGGCGAGACGACGAAUCCGAGGACGGCACGCUCGCCGACUUUGCCAGGACGCCGCAGAAAUUUGAGGGCUCGUCGCCGGCCAAGGAGCCGCCGUCGCCCGGGCGGACGGUGGAAUCGGCCGCUGAAGCCGCGCCCCCGAACGCCGACGACGCCACGGCGGCAAAGGGCGAGGCGAGCCCGCCGGUCGAGGUGCGCGAGGCGGCGAGCGUCGUCGGGCACCCGAAGCCGAGCAGGUUCCAGACGGGAUUCCUGUCCAAGGGCACGAGGUCAGCGAGCCAGCAGGGCGGAUCACCGUUGCCGACGCCGCCGACGCUCAGCCUGAACCUGUCACCGAGCGGCACCGAGGACGAGACGGAGACGUCGGCGUCGCCGCUGCGGACGCUGGACGCCGGCAAGGCCAGCAACGCGUCGCCGCCGUCGCGCGGGGGCCUGCCGCGGAGCCGACCGAGCCCGCGGGUGACGCUUCCGACGGCGGACGAGAACACGCCUUUGCAGGCGACGACGGAGACGGGAUCCGAUUCCGAGUGCGGCGUCAUCGACCUCCGCAAGCUGCGGACGGCGAUGCAGUCGGUGAAGAAGGACAAGGCCCGUCGGGCGAGCAUCCUCACUGGGACGGUGUCGGCCAAUGCGAAGCGCGUCUCCUCCUUCGGACCGGUCGGCGAUCGACCGUCGCGGCCCAGCAUGCCGGCCUCGCUCGCGAGCAACGCCAACGGCGUCUCGCGGCACCGGCGCGGCAGCCUGGAGCGCAGGAAGAGCCCGCCGCUGACGUGUUCGCCGACGGAGUUCCGGACGGAUCGGAGCUUCACGGCGGGCCAAGCGCGGCGGAUGAACGUCGGCGGCAGCGUCAGGAUGGAGCGUCCGACGGACGGCGGCGGCAGCCCGAGCGAGUCGCGGCGCGUGACCUACAGCGUCGCCUCGCUCUCGGGACACCGACGGCAGGGGAGCAAGGGGACUUGGAGGUGA